AUGAUUUUACAUCAUGAGUCAUCUUUAACCUCCCAAUAUGAAAUAAAUCCAAUGACAUACACUAAAUGCAAGAUUUUACCAACAAAAGUUAUAUCAAGAGGAGCGUUCAAGGGAUACCAAGAUAUACGUCGGUUCCAGUGUUUUUCCAAAAUGUGUAAUUUGAAUUUUGACCAGAAUAGAAAUUGUCAAUAUUGUAGACAUUUGCCGUAUUUUCCUUCUCCAUUGAGGAAUAGGAGAUUGAAGAGGAGGGCCAGUUAUUAUAAAAGAUCAAAUGUAAAUGAAAAGGAAAAAUCCAAAAUAGAAGAAAGAAAUGUUGUUUGUGAAAGGGAAAUUUUGAAAGCAGCCGAACAUUGGAAUUAUGGACUUGGUGAUACUGAAAAUGAAGAAGCUAUUGAAAAUGGCAAUAAUGAAGAGGAUGUGCAGUUGAAAUCAGCAGUAAGAUCAACUAUGGUUGAUCUUGAAAAUAAAUUUGGUAUUAUUGAAGAUAAUUUUAACAAAUACUUUGAUAACAGUAAUCAAAAAGAAAUCAAUCUGGAUCUGAAGGAGACGGAGCUUUGGAGUGAUCCCAGCAGUUCUUGUCGUCAUCUUGGGCCAACAAAUAAAACGGUAUGUGCAUUUGUUGGCACUGGAUCUCCAACUACAUCAAGAGGCGGGUUCAUUACACCUAGGAAAAGAAAUACUUCAACUAAUAAUUGCGAUAAUAACAAUAACAAUAACAAUAAUAAUAAUAAUAACAACAACAACAACAACAACAACAACAACAAUAAUAAUAAUAAUAUAGAGCUGAUGAUAAUGGUUCCUCUGCCUAAUGUACCAGUAAGUCCCAGCCUAUCAAGCAGAAUAAAGGCCAAUUCCAAAUUCAUGGCUUGCGAUAAGUUGCAACAACACCAGGGGAAAGAUAAGGAUCUUGAAAAAAGAAACACUUCAAGACGUCGUAUUCAUCAUCACAACAGCAGUAACAGUAAUAUCAACAACGAUACUAGUCACUAUACCUACAGCGAAAAAGGCAACUUAAAUACCAAUCAUGCAUCUCACCCACAUGCACAUACCAUUUCUCAAACAAUCCUAAACACUGUAUCUUUGAGCAAUAAAACUGACUUGAAUAAUAAAAUCACUGGGGUAUUGGAUCAUUUGAAAAUCGGAGAUUUGCAAUUGAAGCAGAAAUUCCUUGAAAUGAAAAAUCAAGGAAGGAAAACAAACAAGACUCUGCAUCAAGAUUAUCAAAGACCAAUCUCUGCACCUUCUACAUUUAGUCAUUUUUAUACAUGA
Lodderomyces oxycetoniae is the source of this 1269-nucleotide messenger RNA. RefSeq lists its product as uncharacterized. The record is from RefSeq and is a predicted model, not a curated record. The coding region runs from base 1 to 1269 and encodes 422 amino acids. The transcript has a single exon. NCBI's taxonomy places the organism in Eukaryota, Fungi, Ascomycota, Pichiomycetes, Serinales, Debaryomycetaceae.